GAGAUAAAAGUAGCCUGUUUAGAGGUAGAUAUGGGUAGGUAGGUAGGUAUGAUGUUGACCUACCUAGUAAUCCUACAUUAAGCUAAAGUCCAUGACGACUUCUUCUUAGAUACAUAUUAUAUCUUACCUCGAGUUCUGUACUAUCUGAAUAUUUAGUUUCAUUUUUUCUAUUUACACGAAAUACUGUUUAAUCAGCGGAAAAGAUCUGUGAGUUGUACUUUCCUGUCCUUUCCUUCCCUUUCUCCUUCUUCCCUUCCUUUUCUACCGAUAUCCCUCAUAAACCAUCCAUAAAAUGCAUCCAUAAAAUGCAUCCAUAAAAUGCAUCCAUAAAAUGCAUCCAUAAAAUGCAUCCAUAAAAUGCAUCCAUAAAAUGCAUCCAUAAAAUGCAUCCAUAAAUGCAUCCAUAAAAUGCAUCCAUAAAAUGCAUCCAUAAAAUGCAUCCAUAAAAUGCAUCCAUCACCCCGUCUCCUCACCACUAGGAUUUUCAAACCUCAAACAAAUAAACUAAUCCUCUCUUCUCUUUCCAGACAAACACAAACACAACACCCUUUCAAAACCAACACUUACAUACCACUCCAAAAAACCCAUUAGCAAAAUGUCUUUCAGCAACGCAGAUACCGGAUCCAAGGACGCCGAUCCAUACAAGUCCAAGAACAUCGACGAAGUAUCUUUAAAAGAGAAGGUCGAAGACUUGAAUGAAUUCAUCGAUGCCUGUAAAUUUGGUAUGAUGACUACGAGGGAUGGAAAGACGGGUGCGUUGGUUAGUAGAUGUAUGGCUGUUGCUGCUAAGGUAAAUUUCCUUUUUUCUUUAAUUUUUUGGUCAUCUUGGUUGCUUUUCAUGAGAGCGUGGAUGGGUAUUGGAAUCUUUCAGAGAGAGUCUAUCACUUUGACAGCUUCAAUGCUUGGUAGCCACUUAGACUCAAUUCCUUUGGGAGAUUCUUUUCUCGGGUUGAACAAUUGAUAAGGUUACUAACCAUUAAAAAUAGGAGAAUGGAGGAACAACCCUUCUCUUCCACACCAAUACCGAGUCCGGAAAGACCGACGAAUUGGCAACGGAUUCCCACAUAAACAUAUCAUUCUUAAAUUCCUCAGGAGAAUGGGCUUCUAUUUCCGGUAUGUAAUUUCCAUCUACCCCUUCUAUCUUAUCCCUCGUCCCUCGUCCCCCAAACCAAUCCCUCGCCUAACAACACUAACACCCCCACCUCGACGCAGGCCUAUCAACCGUAGAAACCGACCGCGACCUAAUCAAAAAAUACUACACCCCCACCCUCAAAGCCUGGCUCGGCGAUCUCAGCGACGGCGUCCACGAUGGUGGUCCCAACGAUCCACGCAUUGGAAUUAUCAAAGUCGAUGCUAAGACAGCCACCUAUGCUAUUGUACGCAAGGGAUUGUUGGCGCGAGGAGCUGAGGUUGCGCAGGCAGCUAUCACGGGAAAGACGGCUAGUGUUAAUAAAUUGAGGGAGAUUAGUGAGGAGGAGAUUCAGAAGUGGAGGACCAGUUUGGGAAUGGUUCAGUAGGUUGGGAGAGGAUACUUAUGGUUACUCUUUUGGAGUGAUGGGAAACGAGGGUAUGAAUUAAUUUAAUGAACCAAUCAGAUUGUAACGCGGGGAGCUUGCCAAUGUUAUACUGUUUUAACAUUAUU
This is a messenger RNA of Sclerotinia trifoliorum, 1642 nucleotides long. Lineage: Eukaryota; Fungi; Ascomycota; Leotiomycetes; Helotiales; Sclerotiniaceae. The record is from the annotation of a GenBank genome assembly.